Molecule: messenger RNA, 3358 nt
Organism: Anolis sagrei ordinatus
Lineage: Eukaryota; Metazoa; Chordata; Lepidosauria; Squamata; Anolidae
Gene: PDE7A
Product: phosphodiesterase 7A
Molecular function (GO): 3',5'-cyclic-AMP phosphodiesterase activity
Source: RefSeq, a predicted model, not a curated record
GGCCACGCCCACAAGCAGCCCCCACCAACCGAGGCGAAAGAAAGAAAGAGGGAGGGUGUCAUAUAAGCGUUUGUAAGGGCAGCGGCGGGAGGGCAGGCAGGCUUUUGUACGCGCGGCUCUUCCCACAUUGCUUUCUCCCCCCUCCCCUUCUCUUUUAGCUUCCGGCGCUUCCGCUCAUCAUCAUCACCUCAACCGCAUCCUCUUCUCUCUCUCUCUCUUCCCCUCCCCCUCUAAUACUAUCGCCAGCACCAACCGCCACUGCAGGCUCCGCCCACUUUGCGCGCUCGCGCUCGCCCUCGCCCGCUCGCCCGCCUCGUGCCGGACAAUAGCGGCGCUGCCGCAGCAGCCGAGCGGUGUCUCGCGCAAGUUGAGCCCCGGCGACGCAGUUGGAGAGCGCAGCCACCUGGGCCCCAAUGGGGAGCUGCUGCUGCUCCUUCUUCGCCUCUCCCGAGUCUCCCCUCACAGCCUUCGCUGGGCUUUGUAUCCUCUGAGGGAGGGAGGGAAGCGAACGAGCAAGCAAGCAAGGCGGGGACGGGGCUUCUCCUUCCCUCUCUCCGCCGGGCUUCCUCUUCCCCUCCGGGCCUGGGGGACGGGCAGGUGAGAGCAGCGGGGGCCUGGGCCUGGCUUUUCGCGGGCACCCCAGGAGGCGAGGUGGCGGCGGCGGCGGUGGCGCCUCUCCGUUUCACCCAUGGAAGUAUGUUACCAGCUGCCCGUGCUGCCCCUGGACCGGCCGGUCCCGCAGCACGUCCUCAGCCGCCGAGGGGCCAUCAGCUUCAGCUCCAGCUCCGCGCUCUUCGGCUGCCCCAACCCCCGGCAGCUCUCGCAGAGACGUGGUGCAAUUUCCUAUGACAGUUCUGAUCAAACUGCACUAUACAUUCGCAUGCUAGGAGAUGUACGAGUAAGAAGUCGGGCAGGAUUUGAAACAGAGAGAAGAGGUUCUCAUCCAUACAUUGAUUUCCGUAUUUUUCACUCAAAUUCUGAAAUUGAAGUUUCUGUGUCUGCAAGAAACGUCCGAAGGUUACUAAGUUUCCAGCGGUACUUGAGAUCUUCCCGAUUCUUCCGUGGUAUAACUCUUCCAAACUCUUCAAACUUUUUAGAUGAUGAUUACAAUGGACAAGCUAAGUGUAUGCUAGAAAAAGUUGGAAACUGGAAUUUUGAUAUCUUCCUUUUUGACAGGCUAACAAAUGGAAACAGUUUAGUCACCUUAACCUUCCACUUGUUUAAUCUUCAUGGACUGAUAGAGCACUUCCAACUAGAUACAAUGAAGCUACGCAGAUUUUUAGUAAUGGUCCAAGAAGAUUACCACAGUCAAAACCCAUAUCACAAUGCAGUUCAUGCUGCUGAUGUGACUCAGGCCAUGCACUGUUAUUUAAAAGAACCCAAGCUUUCCCAGUCUCUAACUCCAUGGGAUGUUCUGGUCAGUUUAAUUGCAGCUGCCGCUCAUGAUUUGGAUCACCCAGGUGUUAAUCAGCCUUUCCUUAUUAAAACAAACCAUUAUUUAGCAACUUUAUACAAGAAUACCUCAGUAUUAGAAAAUCAUCACUGGAGAUCAGCAGUGGGGUUGUUGAGAGAGUCUGGAUUAUUUGCACAUAUGUCACUAGAAACAAGGCAGCUGAUGGAAAGCCAGAUAGGUGCACUGAUUCUUGCCACUGAUAUAAGUCGGCAAAAUGAGUAUCUGUCUCUAUUUCGCACUCAUUUGGACAAAGAGGACUUAUGCUUAGAACAGGAGAAUCAUCGUCAUCUUGUACUUCAGAUGGCCUUGAAAUGUGCUGAUAUUUGUAAUCCCUGCCGGACCUGGGAACUGAGCAAGCAGUGGAGUGAGAAAGUAACGGAAGAGUUCUUUCACCAAGGGGAUGUUGAGAAAAAAUAUGGCUUGGGUGUGAGUCCACUGUGUGAUCGAGAGACAGAAACCAUGGCAAACAUCCAGAUUGGUUUUAUUACCUAUUUGGUGGAGCCGUUGUUUGCAGAGUGGGCCCGUUUUUCAAACACCAAGCUGUCUCAAACAAUGCUUGGUCAUUUAGGACUCAAUAAAGCUAGUUGGAAAGGAGUGCACCGAGAGCAAUCCAGCAGUGGAGACGAUACUGAUCCUGCAUUUGAGGAAAUGGACUCUGACAUAGUACCUCAGGAACACUGACCAUCCUGACCCUGGGAACUGAUCAACAAACUGCCUCUUGCUUGGUAUCUGCAGAGGAGGGUUUGAGGAUACAUUUUGUCUGACUGCCAAGGUUUCAGUGUAAACAAUGCCAGCAUUAUUUAUUUCCAAGGUUUUCUUUUGAUAAACCAUUUGAGCCCAAGUUUCAGUUAUAAGACCUGAACACAGCAAUAUGCGUAUGCCUUGGUUGGCUUCUGCAUGGAUCCCUGAAUAUGCAAACGAGAAGUGAACGAACCUUGACUGGGAACCGUACAAAAUAUAUUGUUACAUGCCACAUUGUUUUGUUUUUAUUUGUUUUUAGGGGAAAUUUGAAAUAAGGCCUUUAGAGUCGCUGCAUGACAUGGAUGAUUCUAUUUUCUUGGAAUUUAAAUAAGACUCCAUUCAGUCUCUGCCCAAAAUGUGGAAAUGUGAAGUGCCCAUACUUGGCUGCCUUGGGCAAGAACUGAUGUUUACAAAUGUACUUUGAAACUAUAGAUUCUAGAUUAAAUUUCUGCAUGGCUGCGAAGGAACCACUAACCCAAAAGAUCAAAUCUGAAUCUGCAGCUCAUUCUCCUCUUACCAAGAUAAAAGUCUCCCAUGUGUGAGAUUCUUGGCCAUGCAUUUGGAACAGAACAUCUAACGUGAAGCACAGCCAAACUUUACUCCAGUGCAGAAUGGGAAUGCAAUUAUAGCAGGCAGAAAUUACUGAAUUUAGAAAGGUGGGCGGAUGGGUGGGAUUGGUUGGGUCGGGUUGGGUGGGGAAGAGAGGAAGUGUCCUAAUUGUGUUAAGAUUCUGCAGUGGAAACAUUUGCAUGUUGUUUUCACUAUUGUACACUUGAACUGCACAUGCAAGUAAAAAAAAAAAGGUGGAAUGAUUACGAACACCAGAAACAGCUCAGGGUAUUUGCCGAUUGAAAAUAAAGUGGGAUGGGAAGUGUGUCCGUCAGAACAAGGGUACAAGCGCCCCUUUCGCUGCAGUGUGCGUGUGUGUACGUGUGGCUGUGUGAGUGGAUAUUUGGGGGGAGGGGGGAAGGGGAUGUCGGGACAGAUUUGAAAGGCAAUUUUUUUUAAUUUAUUCUUUUUAGAAUGUGACAUUUUCAUGAGCAGCCAUGGGGGGAAAUGAACAGGUUGCUACAGCUGCCUUAAACUAUGCACAAAGCUAAGUGACCAAAUUUUGUUGUUGAUUGAAAAAAGUGCAUUGUUUACUUAUUCCUCCCUCUACUGAAA